Molecule: messenger RNA, 4540 nt
Organism: Salvelinus fontinalis (brook trout)
Lineage: Eukaryota; Metazoa; Chordata; Actinopteri; Salmoniformes; Salmonidae
Product: protein Dok-7-like
Exons: 13
Coding region: 144-2939 (931 amino acids)
Biological process (GO): neuromuscular junction development; positive regulation of protein tyrosine kinase activity
Molecular function (GO): protein kinase binding
Source: RefSeq, a predicted model, not a curated record
GUGCGGUUCUGUGUGUUGGUGCCGGAGGGGGGUGCACGAAACGAGUGUGUGCCCCUCACCAGUAGUCUAAAGCUAUUUUGAAAGUGACCCCUCAUUCGGGCACGGGACAGCGACACUGCAGCUGUUUGGAACCAUGACUGAAGAUGACGGAUUCGGUUGUCGUGGAAGGAUAUGUCAAAUUCAGAGAUGGAAAAAAGUGGAAGACUAGGUGGGUCGUACUUCGCAAGCCAUCGCCUGUAGCAGACUGUUUGGUGCUUCUCGUCUACAAAGACAAGUCGGAUAAAGCCCAGGGCCACCGGGAGAAGGGCAGCAUCACCUUGGAGGAUAUCUGUGGACUGGAGACAGGUCUCUCCUAUGAGGGGGUAAACUACACGCUGGCUAUCCUCUGCCUGAGCCAGGUUGCUGUGCUGGGCUUCGACGGCAAGGAGGCUCUGCUGGCCUGGGAUAUCCGCAUCCGCUACAGUCUUGGUGAAGUCCACAGGUUUAGCGUUGGCAUCUUACCAGGCACCAAGUUGGAGAGUGGGUCUGCGAUCCUUCACUUGUGUAACAACCUACUGGUUCUGGCCAGGGACAUCCCCCCUGUUAUCAUCGGCCAGUGGAACCUCCCGGACCUACGCAGAUAUGGGCCUGUACCAAAUGGCUUCGUCUUCGAGGGGGGAACGCGCUGCGGCUACUGGGCUGGCGUCUUCUUCCUAUCGUCCAUGGAGGGAGAGCAGAUCAGCUUUCUGUUCGACUGCAUCGUCAGGGGCAUCUCCCCCACCAGAGGCCCUUUUGGACUGAGGCCAAUCCUGCCUGACCCCAACGCUGCCGCCAACCAGGCCUACUCUGAGGAGAGGGUAAACCAUGAGGCCCAGGAGCUGGAGAAACGCCUUAGCAUGCUGUCUCACCAGAGCAGCACAGCCUUCGCGUAUGGUCUGUCUGAGGCGGGAGACGACCGCAGCAUAUCAGGCUCCUCUGACACCUCCGACACCAGCCAAUCAGACUCCAGCAUUGGCAGCCGGCUGGCCAUUUGGACUGAGCCCGUCACAACAAGCUCCGCCCCCACAGACACCAUCAUUGGCCAUUCUGGGUCCAAGGUGGCCUUACAGGCCGAGGAUAAACUGUCCGUCAUCCAGGUGUGUGGAGCUCAUGCAGUAGCCAAGCCCCCUCGGUCCCGGCAGCUGCAGGAGAUUGGUCGACAGAGCUCAUCCGACAGCGGCAUCGCCACAGGAAGCCACUCCUCCUACUCUGGGAGUUUCUCCUCCUAUGCAGGUAGCCUGGACAUUGGUUCUGGGGGGGAUGACUUUGGCUCCCUGCUCAGCCUGCCCACUCACCUAGACCUGGCCCCCUGUACCUGCCCCCCAGCCCCAGGAAAGGAGUACCAGGUACCCACGUCACUGAGAUACCUCUAUGACACCCCCCGGAAUCUACUGCAGGGGGGAACAGGAGGGGCCAGGGGGCACCAGACCUCCACAACAUCUAAGGACCAGGCGGGUAGUUCACCCCAAUCACCCCCAUCAUGUAAGUCAGUACAGAGGGAAAAAGAGGGUCCUCUCGGGGGUCGCUCGGACACUGUUGCCAGGCGCUCGACGGCUGAUCUCUUACAGGGCCACUCAGAGGAGAGUAAGAGCAGGGUGGCGCCCUCUAGUGACAGUCAACACCCAGACUCCUAUCAGAUAUGCAGCAGUUCCCAAGCCACUGCCUCCAAAACCCUCCUAAUCAUCUGCGCCACCUGUGGAGGAUUCAAGGGGACUCCAGUCUCCUACACUGCGGGCUCAGCAAUGCCAGCCGUACCAGCAGGUGAAAGUAUUGAUAAGUGCCCGUGCAGACCCAACAACAGCUCCUCAGAAUAUAUCAAGGUUGACGCACUGAGGAAAACUACAGAGACCACGUCCUCACCUGCCUCAGUGACCAAUCACCGCUCUGAGAAGCUAAAGAUGAGGGAUGAGGGAUCAGCAGCUCUACAGAAGAAAGGCAAGGGGAAAUUAGCUGACCUCUUAGCAGACCUAUUAGGCUAUGGCGGCACAUCCGGAGAGCCAGGUACAAAGACAAACGAACUGAAUCUUUAUGAGUCAAUGGCUUCUGCUUUGGGACGUGAGCUUAGAUCCCAACAACCUGUUAUCAACUGUGAUCUGAACUCAGCAAGACCAGGGGACAAGGAGACUAUCAUUUACGAAAACUGCUUCAAGUGCAAGAAAGGGGAGGAAUGCCAUCUGCCUCCUUGGGGGACAGCAGCAUUUCCCCGGAACAGCUUUGUCCUUCAGGUUGGUCAAAUGCACCACAGUGGUGUAUGUUUUGGACAGCCACUACCCUCUGAGCCCUUGAAGAACAGUGUGGACUGUGAAAAGACAUCUAACGAAGAGCAGCCUAUUGAAGUGCAACUGCUGGGCCCUACACUCCAAGAUGGAGACCUUCCAUGUCUGGAGGUGAAAGAUCAUUCAGUAUCGGUUGAAGACAAGAAGCAGAAGAGUAAGGAGGAGAGGCACAAAGUCGAGUAUGAGAUCAUGGAGAGCCGGGCGUUGGAGAAGAGUUCAGAGGUGGAGCAUCAGGAACCAGAAGAGAAAAGCAAGUACGAGCUGAUGGGCAGUUGUGGACAACAACGGUUACUUCAUGAGACUGAAGCGGCCAUGUUUGUGUUCCCGCCAGAAAUGGCGGCUCCAGAAAGACCCCGCGGUGAUGGAGUGACCUACGUCAAUAUUCCCAUCAGCCCCACGUCCAAGAAACAGCUGAACUACAUGGAGCUGGAGCAUCAGGAGCAAACUGGGGUCAGGGGGACUGGCCAACACCUCCCAGGACAGAACUGCUUGUUUUUUCUCUCUACAGGGAAAAGUUCCACUAAAUAUGCCCAGAUUGACAUCACUGCUACGGAUGCCGCCCACAAAACGGGUACCCAGCAUGCCCUGGGGCGAGAGGAGGGUCUUCACACCCUGGAGCAGAGGAGGAGGGGAGUACCACAGUGACAUCACACCUCCAAUCUUGACCUCCAGAGGGCCUCUGGCCCAGACCAGACUGUUGUAUAAAUCUCUGGAAUUCACCAGAAACUUGGAUUUCCGGGGGCACCUCCAGCUGCCAUGAUGUCAAACUCCUCAGAGAUCUGCCACAUUUGAUUUCUCUAACAUCAAUCUAACAUCAAUUGUUGACGUCUUCGGACAGUACUGUCAUUCUGCAAUCACGAAAGCAACAUGAAAACAAACUGUAAUUAAAAAGACAAAAGCUGCUGCAUGGAUUUAAGGGAUGUAAGGGGACAUUUCAAUCCCUUGUGGAACCAGACAUCUCAUUAGAAGGCAUCACUGUCACUGUCACAGCCCUGGGCAGACUUGGGAGGAGUGGGGGGCUGAAAGUGCCAGUCUUGGAACUGAGUCAUUACCCAGGCUCAAACCCCCGGAGGAGCAGUGGGUUUUUCACAGCCUCGCCUGUGCCACCCCUAAUCUAAUACAAUACGGUUAGAAUCUCGUUUGGGGGAGAUGAGGAGGGAGUUGAAAAAAGCAUCACCCUCCAUAACUCCUCUCUGAUUAUCGUUAUACUAAUUCUAUAGUGUUUAGUUGUAUGAAAGCCUUGAUUGGGGCCUUUUGAAAGAGGCUAGUUUAGCACAGGGCCAGAUAGAUAAUGGAUAAUCAGUCUAUAUUUAUCCUGUACAGUACAUGCAGUCUUACUCAUUCAGAAUGUCGAAGCUACAGCGACGUUCAACAAACUUUUUAAGAACUUUAUGAAGCUAAUACGACAAAGUGGGCAUAGACGUUCCGGCGGUGUUUGUAUACCAAUGAGACCAACGUGAUUAAGCCCUCAUUAUCGGGUUCUGGUUACUCAGCCCAGGCUUGUAAUUGUUCCGCGUUGGCUAAAUGAACUUUGGUUGGCUUGAGUGUGCCUAAUUGCCCGCUGUUGACCACAUCCGUAGCGUUCGUUUCUGGGCGCUCUCCAUUUGUUUUUCAACUUCACGGUUCACGUGGCUUCGCUGAGGGACAGACAGACAGAGCUUCAGCAACAUACACCCUAUAAAUAAUUCAUUGGAUUUUUUUUAGCUUCGCAGAAAGGAAAAAUGAAAAACAAUAUCCCGGAAAUGUUUGUCAGAAAGAAGCGCCUGUGGCCCCCCAUUAUGCAAACGUAUAUCUUUUUUUUUUUUUUAAAUAGCUAUAUAAUUUAAGACAGGAGUUCCUAUGUAAAUGGAACCUUAUUGGAAUAGAAAUUUCUUCUUGUCUGUAUUCCCUACUGUGUGUUGAACGUAUGCGUUUGUUUUGCUGAUACUUUAGACAGUCAUUAUUUUAUUUGUGAUGUUAGUGCGGUUCUCAUUAUAUUAGUACAUAUAUCACUUUUUCAUAUACGCAAAUGUAACCUUGUCUAGAGAGAAAUAUAUUUGUAUUAAAACCAAUAUAUAUUUCUCCAGUAUCUGUAAAUACAUUUCCCUGUUUCUGUUCUAGAUGACUUGGACUGCCAUACAUUAUAUAUUUGAAGAUAAUGUGUAUGUACAGAUCAAUGUUAAGAGUUUUACACACGAUGUCUGUAUUUUUUCAAAAGCCUUUUAUUUGAAUAUUUUAUUUAUAACAAAUAACAACCUUUACUUUGA